AUGCCGUCGCCACCUCGACUCCGCGCUGCCGCGGCCACCACCCUCUCCGCCUCCUCACCCCACCACCACCCCCGUCCCCCCGCCACCUCUCGUCAGCGCCGUCCUCACGCGUCCCCGACCUCGCGCCCUCCCUGUCCUGCCCCGACCCCGUUCCUGCCGGAGCUCGGAGGCCCCCCUCCACCGACGCCCUGCCGCGGCGGCCCCGGCCCCCAUCCACCCUUCCCCGGCAGCUGCCCCCCGGCCUCCCUGCUGCCCGCUGCACCAACGCCCAAGACGCCCCCUCCGACACCUCCGUCACAUUCAGUGAAUGAACUGGAGGAGCCGGAGGAAACCGCAAAGGGCUUCCUGGAUAUCUUGGCCUUGUCAAAGAAACCUCUUUAUGAGGGUGCCAAGCUCUUUGUGCUGGAUGCCAUCUCGCAACUGACGGUAGUCAAGGCUGAGUACGGCUGUAGCUGA
This is a messenger RNA of Aegilops tauschii subsp. strangulata, 456 nucleotides long. NCBI's taxonomy places the organism in Eukaryota, Viridiplantae, Streptophyta, Magnoliopsida, Poales, Poaceae. The record is from RefSeq and is a predicted model, not a curated record.